Hibiscus syriacus is the source of this 1728-nucleotide messenger RNA. RefSeq names its product trans-cinnamate 4-monooxygenase. Gene Ontology annotation, biological process: lignin metabolic process. The coding region runs from base 59 to 1576 and encodes 505 amino acids. The record is from RefSeq and is a predicted model, not a curated record. Lineage: Eukaryota; Viridiplantae; Streptophyta; Magnoliopsida; Malvales; Malvaceae. Gene Ontology annotation, molecular function: heme binding; trans-cinnamate 4-monooxygenase activity; iron ion binding. The transcript is spliced from 3 exons.
CCGCUCCUCCAGUUCACACAUAGCCCCGAAUACUUAAACCGAUAAAAACUCCAUAACCAUGGACCUUCUCCUCAUCGAGAAAGUUCUCAUCUCCCUCUUCUUCACCAUAAUCUUCGCCAUCUUAGUUGCCAAACUUCGCGGCAAGCGUUACAAGCUCCCCCCCGGUCCUCUCCCAGUCCCCAUCUUCGGCAACUGGCUCCAAGUCGGCGAUGACUUGAACCACCGCAACCUCACCGACUUGGCCAAGAAGUUCGGAGACAUCCUCUUGCUUCGAAUGGGACAACGUAACCUCGUCGUCAUCUCUUCCCCGGAGCUGGCCAAGGAAGUCCUGCACACCCAGGGUGUCGAGUUCGGUUCCAGGACGAGGAACGUCGUGUUCGACAUCUUUACCGGCAAAGGACAGGACAUGGUGUUCACCGUCUACGGUGAGCACUGGCGGAAGAUGAGGAGGAUCAUGACCGUUCCUUUCUUCACCAACAAGGUCGUCCAACAGUACCGACAUGGAUGGGAGGCCGAGGCUGCCAGUGUCGUGGAAGAUGUAAGAAAUAACCCGGAGGCGGCGACCAAUGGGAUUGUUCUGAGGAAGAGAUUGCAACUUAUGAUGUACAAUAACAUGUACAGGAUCAUGUUCGAUAGGAGGUUCGAGAGCGAGGACGACCCUUUGUUUGUUAAACUCAAGGCCUUGAAUGGAGAGAGGAGUAGAUUGGCACAGAGCUUUGAGUACAACUAUGGUGAUUUUAUCCCCAUUUUGAGGCCUUUCUUGAGAGGGUACUUGAAGUUGUGCAAGGAGGUAAAGGAGAUGAGAUUGCAGCUUUUCAAGGACUAUUUCCUAGAGGAGAGGAAGAAGCUUGCAAGCACAAAGAGAAGUGACAGCAAUGCUCUAAAAUGUGCCAUUGAUCACAUUCUUGAUGCUCAACAGAAGGGAGAGAUCAAUGAAGACAAUGUUCUUUACAUUGUUGAGAACAUCAAUGUUGCUGCCAUUGAAACAACCUUAUGGUCAAUUGAAUGGGGCAUUGCUGAGCUUGUUAACCAUCCCGAGAUCCAGCAGAAGCUCCGCAACGAGAUUGACACCAUACUAGGACCCGGGGUGCAGGUUACCGAACCCGACACACUUAAGCUUCCGUAUCUGCAGGCGGUGAUCAAGGAGACUCUCAGGCUCCGAAUGGCCAUCCCUCUAUUGGUUCCACACAUGAACCUCCACGAUGCGAAGCUCGCGGGGUACGACAUCCCCGCCGAGAGCAAGAUCCUCGUGAACGCUUGGUGGUUAGCCAAUAACCCUGCACAUUGGAAGAACCCUGAAGAGUUCAGGCCCGAGAGGUUCUUUGAGGAGGAAUCGAAGGUCGAAGCGAAUGGGAACGACUUCAGGUAUCUUCCAUUUGGUGUUGGAAGACGGAGCUGCCCGGGGAUAAUUCUCGCACUGCCGAUCCUAGGGAUCACGUUGGGACGUUUGGUGCAGAACUUUGAGCUGUUGCCUCCCAAGGGACAGUCGAAGCUCGACACAACGGAGAAAGGAGGACAGUUCAGCUUGCACAUUCUGAAGCAUUCAACUAUUGUUGCAAAGCCACGGGUGUUUUGAUGAAGAAAUUGUUCUUGGAAAAUCUGGAUUUGAUGAACUUGAAUAUUGAUUUGCUGGGUAUAAAUUUGUAAGAUGGAUGCAUGCUUGCUUUGUGUGAUAAAAUCAUUGUCUUAAUUAAGCUUUUUGUCAAAUAUAUUUUGUUAAUAUCUCAC